Passer domesticus (house sparrow) is the source of this 1961-nucleotide messenger RNA. It is a transcript of the gene DMC1, whose product is annotated as DNA meiotic recombinase 1. Gene Ontology annotation, cellular component: condensed nuclear chromosome; nucleus. Gene Ontology annotation, biological process: DNA repair; mitotic recombination; DNA recombinase assembly. NCBI's taxonomy places the organism in Eukaryota, Metazoa, Chordata, Aves, Passeriformes, Passeridae. Gene Ontology annotation, molecular function: single-stranded DNA binding; DNA strand exchange activity; double-stranded DNA binding. The coding region runs from base 300 to 1331 and encodes 343 amino acids. The transcript has 14 exons. The record is from RefSeq and is a predicted model, not a curated record.
AUUGCGGGGAGUGGGUCCCUGCCACACCCGCAGGCGGCAGGGACACCGCCGUGUCCCCGUCUUGCUCACCCGCCCGUGGGCCCUUGGGGUGGCACAAGAGUGCUGGUGGUUUUUUAUGAAUCUGCUCUGUUGUCUCAGACUUUCACCCUUUUAUCUGCUUCACUGCAGGCAGUGGUGACUGGAGUCCUUCAGGUGUGCCAGCGCACACCAGCAGCAGGACAACACUUCACUAAGCAGGAGGAUUUUUUUCGUACCUAAAGCUUUUCAUAGGUGAUCAAUACUUUAUUGCCUGCUCUUUCAUGAUGAAGGCCAUGGAGGAUCAAGUAGUCCAAGAAGAACCAGGAUACCAGGAUGAUGAGGAAUCCUUUUUUCAGGAUAUUGACCUACUGCAGAAGCAUGGAAUUAACGUAGCAGAUAUUAAAAAGCUGAAGGCAGUUGGGAUUUGCACAAUCAAAGGAAUCCAGAUGACCACAAGAAGGGCACUGUGCAACGUGAAGGGGCUCUCAGAGGCCAAAGUGGACAAGAUCAAAGAAGCUGCAAACAAGCUUGUUGAACCAGGCUUCCUCACCGCCUUUGAGUACAGUGAAAAACGGAAGAUGGUAUUUCAUAUUUCCACUGGCAGCCAGGAAUUUGAUAAACUUCUGGGUGGUGGGAUUGAAAGCAUGGCAAUCACUGAGGCCUUUGGAGAGUUCCGGACAGGCAAAACCCAGCUAUCUCACACUCUUUGUGUGACAGCUCAGCUCCCAGGACCAAAUGGCUACACAGGUGGAAAGAUUAUCUUCAUUGAUACUGAAAACACUUUCCGACCAGACCGCCUGCGUGACAUUGCCGAUCGCUUCAAUGUUGACCACGAGGCAGUGCUUGACAACGUGCUGUAUGCACGUGCAUAUACCAGUGAGCAUCAGAUGGAAUUGCUUGACUAUGUAGCAGCCAAGUUCCAUGAGGAAGCUGGUAUCUUCAAGUUAUUGAUCAUUGACUCCAUAAUGGCACUUUUCCGUGUGGAUUUCAGUGGACGUGGAGAGUUGGCCGAACGACAACAGAAACUAGCUCAGAUGUUGUCAAGGCUCCAAAAAAUAUCAGAAGAAUAUAAUGUGGCUGUGUUUGUGACCAACCAGAUGACUGCUGACCCAGGAGCAACUAUGACCUUUCAGGCAGACCCAAAAAAACCCAUCGGGGGCCACAUCCUUGCUCAUGCUUCAACUACCAGGAUCAGUUUGAGGAAAGGGAGAGGGGAGCUGCGCAUUGCAAAGAUCUAUGACAGCCCUGAGAUGCCUGAAAACGAAGCCACAUUUGCAAUAACUGCCGGAGGGAUUGGGGAUGCCAAAGAAUAGGUUAAAAAAUGAUGUAAAUGUACAGCUAAAAACCAGCUGGGCAGUUGAGAUGAAGAUUUGUGAAAGGUCAACAACCACCUGGCUGCAUUUGUAGCUUUUUGGGAGAUACUUAAGAUAUUUUUGGGAGAAAACUGGGAUGGACUUUGUACAGUUCGGUUUUACUGAACUAAAAUUUUGGUCAUUUUUGGAUUUUUGAUUUUCAGUUGAACUUUUAGCACACAAAGAUUUAAGCCAUUCGAUUGUGAAUUGUUCUCAGAAUCCUUUUCCUAUCUUUUGUGAAAAUCAAACCUGUCCUUUCACAUGGGAGUGAAUAUACUAUUUCUUAAUUUAUUUCAAAGCGAGUGUCUAAGCGGUAGAAUUUAACAGUGUGAAAUGCAACAGAACUGGAAUAAACUCAGUUAUAAAAUUGACAUAUAUAGAUGGAAAAGGCAGUGGGAGGAACAACAGCUCAAGAACUUGACGGAUUUUCAUGUACUGUAGAGGAACAAGUUUUAAGGAUAUGUUUUUAAACAUUUUUAUCUUGACUAGAUAAUGUUCAUGUUUUUAUUUAGCAUUUUCUACUUUUUGGACAGAAUGUUUUAAACCUGUUCUUAUUAAAGUUAAAAAUAAAGACUAUGAAUUAGAACAGAA